CGCGGCCGUCGUCCGUUCAGUCACACCGCGACCGCGGACGAAGACGAAGACGAAGGCGGGAAGAGGGCGAGGGCGCUCCACUUGGCUGUGCCAUUUCUAUUUCCACCGCCAGCGCUGUGCCAGCCACUCCAGCAGUCGGCGCGCGUCGCGUCCACGAGCUCCACGAGCCACUCACUGGGCCAGGCACUGAAAUAGCGGCAGUGGGCCAAAGGCAGCCAACGGCAGCCAACGGCAGCCAGAGGCUUCGAACGGAACGGAACGAAGCGGAGCAGCGGCUGUCGUCGGCAGCGACAUUCAAAGAGCACGCCCGGCACGGUCGCCGAGUCAGCCAACAACAUGCUGCAAAAUUGGUCCCGCCGCACCAAAUGGCUGGUGAGCAUCGCAGCUGCUGCGGUGAUUGUGGUGGUGAUUGUCCUCGCAGUGGUGCUGCAGCCCCAGGAAGACAAGGGCUACAGAGGUGCCAUCGCGACGGACGCGGCCCCCUGCCAUGAAGUGGGAGAGCGGCUGCUCCGCGCGGGCGGCAACGCCGUGGAGGUGACCAUCGGCAUCCUGCUCUGCGAGGGCGUCUCCUCGGCGCAGAGCAUGGGGCUGGGCGGCGGCUUCCUCAUGACCAUCUACGACCGCAAGAAGAAGAAGUCGUACGUGAUGGUGGCGCGCGAGCCCGCCGCCCUCGCCGCCUUCGAGGACAUGUACCACGGCAACGGGAACCUGUCGCUAUACGGCGGCAUGGCGGUGGCCGUCCCGGCCGAGCUGGUGGGUUACGACGUGCUGUACAAGAAGUUCGGGGGCAGCCUGACGUGGGCCCAGCUCGUGGAGCCCACCAUCAAGAUCUGCGAGGACGGAGUGCCCAUCAUCCAGUAUGUCGAGAACAUCGUCAACGGUCCCAAGGUCGGCCCGAGGAUCCUGGAGUCACCCACUCUGAGUGAGAUCUUGGCGCCGGGCGGCAAGCUGCUCAAGAAGGGCGACCUGAUGAAGCGCACCAAGCUGGCGGACACGCUGCGCGUCGUCGCCAAGGAGGGCGGCAGGGCGCUGCACAGCGGCUCGCUCACGGCGGGCUUCGUCAAGGACCUGCAGGACUUCGGCUCCAUCGUGACGGCCGAGGACCUCGCGAGCUACGAGCCGCGACUCAUCGAGGACCCCCCCGUGGCCCCGCUCCCCGGCGGCUACAAGCUGAUCGCGCCGCCGCCGCCCGGCUCGGGGCCGCUGCUGGCGCACUUCCUCAUGCUCACCGCCGACCUCAUCAAGACCCCUCUGGACGACCAGCAGCACCAGCGCAUCGUGGAGGCCAUGAAGUUCGUGUACGCGGCCAGGACCGACUUCGGCGACCAGGAGUUCGUGCCGAGCGCCAAAGCGAAAGCGCAGCAGCUCUUGGACGCCUCGUUCGCCGCGGAGAUCCGCGCCAAGAUGCAGCAGGUGGACACCCAGACGUCCCUGGACCCCGAGUUCUACGGCGCCUCCUGGUCCACGCAGGACCCCCAGGGCACCGCGCACGUAUCCGUCAUCACCGAGGACUUCGCCGUCUCCGUCACCAGCACCAUCAACACCGAGUACGGCUCCAUGCUCGUGUCGCCGUCCACGGGCAUCAUCCUCAACAACGAGAUGGACGACUUCUCGCUGCCCGGCGUCAACUCGUACUACGGCGUGCCGCCGUCGCCGGCCAACUUCAUCCGACCCAAGAAGAUCCCGCAGUCCUCCAUGUCGCCCUCCGUCAUCCUGGACGCCGACGACAACGUGCGGAUGGUCAUCGGGGCAUCCGGCGGCACUCGGAUCAUCUCGUCUGCCGGACUUGUGACCUUGUACCACCUGUACCUCGGCAUGGGCUUGGACGAAGCCAUCCGGCUCAAGCGCUUCCACCACCAGCUCAUGCCCAUGGCAGUGCAGUGCGAGUUGGGCAUGGACGAGGAGAUGAAGAGAGGCUUCGAGAAGUACGGCCACCAGACGAUGAACCUGUCCAGGACGGCCUCGAGCGUCAUGGCCAUCUCCGUGCACGGCAACAAGUACUACCCGUCCGCGGACGCCAGGAGGGAGGGCGUCACGGCCCUCAUCCCCUUAUGAGCCGCUGUGUCAGUGCCGCCGCUAUGGCGAGACAUUUUUCGAAAAGUUAGAGGACGGUCAAGUGAGAGGCUAACUAGUCCUAUGGCGAUGAACGCUUGUGUCCACACGCGCUCUUUUAUCUGACUGUGAUAAUCAUCACGCAAAGUGCUAUUUCGUGCCGCAUGUAGUUUUACAUUUGUAUGAAAUGACUAUGUCGGCGCACCCGACUGCAUUUUUGUGAUACAUUUCGAUCGAGAAAUUUGAUGUCUCGGUUGUAUUUAUUAUGACGCAUUUACUGUGUGUGUAUGUGGCGUUUGUGUGUGUAUUUGUGUGUGUGAGAGAGCAUGUACGUGUGUGUGUGUGAGCGUGUACGUGUGUUUGUGUACAGUUCUGGUGUCUGGAAGCAGUGCAACAUAAUGUGAAAUGUAAAGACUUUGCACGACUAGCGUAGCAAGAUUUGUUUUUCUUUUUAGCGUCGUAUUAUUUGCCGGUACUCUGAUGCUCAACACUGUGUCGUGUUAACAUCACCGUAAAGCAUGACAACGCUGCUCGUGCCAAUAAUCCUUAGUUUGUUUAGAAGAAAAUCAUAUGUAAAUUACGAGGGAAAAUGAACAGGAUUUUAGUUGAA
Thrips palmi is the source of this 2662-nucleotide messenger RNA. Its product is annotated as glutathione hydrolase 1 proenzyme-like. The record is from RefSeq and is a predicted model, not a curated record. Gene Ontology annotation, cellular component: plasma membrane. Gene Ontology annotation, biological process: glutathione catabolic process. Lineage: Eukaryota; Metazoa; Arthropoda; Insecta; Thysanoptera; Thripidae. Gene Ontology annotation, molecular function: glutathione gamma-glutamate hydrolase. The coding region runs from base 337 to 2055 and encodes 572 amino acids. The transcript has 11 exons.